Messenger RNA from Sinocyclocheilus grahami, 1591 nucleotides. RefSeq lists its product as uncharacterized. The transcript has a single exon. Gene Ontology annotation, cellular component: plasma membrane; signaling receptor complex. Gene Ontology annotation, biological process: adenylate cyclase-inhibiting G protein-coupled receptor signaling pathway; positive regulation of MAPK cascade. The record is from RefSeq and is a predicted model, not a curated record. Gene Ontology annotation, molecular function: G protein-coupled peptide receptor activity; prosaposin receptor activity. Bases 470 to 1519 code for a protein of 349 amino acids. Lineage: Eukaryota; Metazoa; Chordata; Actinopteri; Cypriniformes; Cyprinidae.
AGAGAGUCCGUCCAUUUUCUUCAUCCGCUUCAGUAGCAGCAGCUCCCCGCACGCUCGCCGCUCGCCGCUCGCUCGCACCAGGGAGCGCGUCUCACGGCAGAGGCGCAGGACGAGUCCAGGUUGCCGCGCCCAACAGAAUACGGGAUGCGACCGACUCCUGCAGCUGGCUGGGAUGCAGAAGCAGAUACGCAAAUGAUGGUGAAAUAAUGUCGUCUGGAGGAAACAUCGUCUUUCUGGCACUUUGCUAAUACGAGGAACGCAAAGAAUAGAGGAGGAGGUUUUUAUUUGCCGCACAACACCGGGGUUGAUGGAACAGGAAAAGUCAUUUGCAUGGAUCUAAUUAACCUUUACUGAUCAUUCGCGUGUGAACUUUUACCUUAAUGUGAAUCUGGGAAAAUAGUGUGUGUUCUUUGCAAUGCACCACAUUAGAGUGUUUUUCUAACAUCUUCAGCACACUGAAGCAGUGAAGAUGCAGAUGCUGCUGCUUUUAAGAACGAUCUUUUUCAUUGCAGGAUGUCCACAUGUUUUGUUGCACGGAGAAAACCGUAAUGCACACACCAAAGAACCAGUUACUCUUAGGAGCCUUCGUGAUGCCAAACCCAGUGCCACACACCAUGAGAGGCAUCGAGCCGCAGGUACACCUGCCUUUAACAUCAAACAGACUUCAGAAGACAACAGCAACUUGUCUUCACAUCUCUGGCUGCUUUUGGAGAGCGGAGGUAAGCGGUGUGGAUACAGACAUCUCUUGUUGAACAGAACACACACAGUCACGGAGAGUGGCAGAAACCUGCAUAAGCGCUUGCGGCGACAUAAAAAGAAAAAGUUGAAUGCUGAGAUGCCUGCUACCAUGGGAACAGUAAGUGGACACAAUAACUCUAAGCCGUAUUCAACAAGCAAGCGAGGAAGAAACCACAGACGCAAAAGAGGCACAAAGGAACACCACAAGAAAGUGUUUAAGAGCUUGAAAAGGGGCCAGAAUAAAAGCGCUGUCCCAUUGACACCAGUCGAAACUUAUUAUAACGCCCUGACAUCCUCUUUAUCGCUGUGGGAACCGAUGCCUAAGCCUCUAGCUCUCACCUCCACAGAUUUCCCAUUCGACCUCACCAGAUAUGCUGAGUUCCACACCAAACAGAUAGACGACCCAUGGGACGCCACGCCAAUGACACCUCCAUACGCCGAGGAUGAGGAGAGCGAAUUCUUCCCCAAUCCUUUCUACCCUGUCACUAGCGAGACGUAUGGGGCAUAUGCAAUCACCAUUUUUGCCGUCCUCAUUUUUGCUGUUGGAAUAACUGGGAACAUAGCAAUAAUGUGUGUGGUGUGUCAUAACUACUACAUGAGGAGCAUCUCAAAUGCUCUUCUGGCCAACCUGGCAAUUUGGGACUUUGCACUGCUCUUGUUUUGCCUGCCACUCGUGGUGUUUCACGAACUCACUAAGACCUGGCUGUUGGGCCAGUUCACCUGUAAAGUCAUACCCUAUAUUGAGGUAAUGGAUUCCAUGUUCAUUCAUAACAGGUUUUAAAUGUUUGUUUACAUAUGAUUAUGUGGGAUAGGUGCAAAUCAUUGCUUUUAAUAAUGGCAUUUAAGCUUAAUU